AUGGUUUCAUUGUCUGUUUAUCGAUAUAGUGUAAUAAUUCUAUGUCUAGUUGGUAUUAGUCUUUCAUUAUAUGCAUUCUAUGUUGAAACACGAAGUACAAAUGAUCAUUCUUAUCGAGCUGCUUGUGAUAUUGGUGAACGUAUGAGUUGUUCACGUGUAUUAACAUCUCGAUGGGGUCGAGGUUUUGGUUUAUUUAAUGCUGAUUCACCAUUGAAUUUACCUGAUUCAUUGUUUGGAUUUAUUUAUUAUUGUUUAUCUUUAAUUCUUAAUCGAUCAUAUACAUCAAAAACAGUUGCUCGUCUACGUGUUUUUCUUUCAAUAAUAACCAAUCUUGGUACUGUCUAUCUUGGUUAUAUACUUUAUUUUGUUUUACAUGAUAUAUGUGUUGUUUGUUGUGGAAUGUAUACUGUUAAUUUUUUAUUAUUUAUUUGCAAUUUAAAAUUAUUAACAAUGGCAAGCACAAAUAAACUGCUCUCAUCUUAUACGCAACCGGCGUCUUAUAACACAUCACAAACGCCUUCUUUACAUCAUUUAAUCAUUGAUCCUCAUUCAACCGGUCACGUCCAACAACAACAGCAACAGCAGCAGCAGCAACAACAAACUCAACAGCAACAUUCAACAACAAUAGCAAAUAUGGCAUUAACAGCUGAACGUGAAGCUUAUUUACGACUGGCAGCACAUUCAAUGGAACGUUCUGAUCAACUUGCACCACAUUUUAAUAUUCGUUCACCGAAAGCCUAUGGUGGUUAUGCUGUAAAAAAAUUAUGA
Messenger RNA from Adineta steineri, 768 nucleotides. The record is from the annotation of a GenBank genome assembly. Lineage: Eukaryota; Metazoa; Rotifera; Eurotatoria; Adinetida; Adinetidae.